UUCCCCGAAGUCCCCGGUGGGCGGUAGAGUCUGCAAAUGAUGAAGGUGCUCGAUUGAAGAUUACUAUUCGAUCGAAGAUCUUUCCAGGCUAACAGGUCUUAAUAUUAUAAAAAUUAUAAAUUAAUCAAUAUGAGUAAGACACCAGUUUCAAUACUUCAAGAAAUGAUGGUGAAAAAACAAAUGGUACCGAAUUACGAAUUAAUACAUGAUGGCGGUGGUACACAUGUAAAUACUUUCACCUAUCUUGUCAUAUGUGAAGGGCUUAGUGCAACAGGUACUGGACGUAGUAAAAAAGACGCAAAACAUGAGGCUGCUAAAGCUAUGCUUGAAAAAAUAGCAGCUCAUAGAGCUUAUCCCCAAUUGCCAGCUUCACCUGCACAGUCUCCUAUAAAAACAUGUUUACCAACCGUUAUACCAGCUUCUCCAAGAAUUCCACCAAACGAACCUUUUGUAAAUGCAAUAGGUGCUUUACAGACAUUGUGUGCAGAAAAUAAUUUGCAAGAACCAGAGUACAUAGCUAUUAAUGAUGAAGGUCCACCACAUGCAAGAAUCUUUACUUAUCAAUGUGUUCUUUCAACAUUUAAAGAGGAAGGAGUAGCAACUACAAAGAAACAAGCGAAACAUGAAGCAGCUAAAAAAAUGCUAAAUCGUAUAAAAGAACUUGUUUCUGUUAAUUGUCCAGAUCUUUUAGGUGAUGAACAAGAUCAACAGAAAAUAAAUGAAAUGAUAAGUAACUCGAUCGCCGAAGCACGCUAUCCUCAGUUAAAUAAAAGUACAUCUAAGAAAGUGAAUUUAGGACUUAAAGUUUCUAAUUAUCAUACAAAAUUAAAAACUACUUUCAUAACAAUACACCAAGAGCUUACAGCAAAGUUAGAAGCUAUAAAACCUAAUACAUGUGAUUAUGAUAUGGUAGAUACUCUUUUAGGUAAACUGCAGGAUAUUUUAACACCAUUAGCUUUACAAGUUAGUGUAACACCAUUAGAGGCUAUAAGUCCAGAUAUCUUUAUAGUCAGUAUGGCAGUUGAUUCUUCUCCACGUAUUGUACAAUGUAGUUCAGGAGCAACUAAAAAGGAAGCUGAAUAUAAAGCACUUAUUAGUUUAAUAGAUUCGCUUAUAUUGCUUUUAAAGUAAUAUAUUAUGGAUGUUUAAAGUAAUAUAUAUGUGUGUACGUUUUAUGUAUUACUGGAACAUAUUCAUAACAAACUAAAAUUUAUCAAUUUUACUUGUCAAAGGCUGUAUAAAAAAUGGAAAAAACAAAGUAGUGAACGUAGUUAACAUAUAUUGAUGUUCUUAAGAUAAAACUUAAUAUAUGGCUGUGUUACAAUUUGUAAAAAACAGUUACAAAGGGCACAGUAAUAAUUUAUGAAAAUAAUCAUUGUUUUACUGAAUUUUACAAAAUGUUAUUGUAAUAUUUCA
Vespula pensylvanica (western yellowjacket) is the source of this 1416-nucleotide messenger RNA. Its product is annotated as interferon-inducible double-stranded RNA-dependent protein kinase activator A homolog B-like. Lineage: Eukaryota; Metazoa; Arthropoda; Insecta; Hymenoptera; Vespidae. The transcript has 4 exons. The record is from RefSeq and is a predicted model, not a curated record. Bases 130 to 1131 code for a protein of 333 amino acids.